Colletotrichum truncatum is the source of this 771-nucleotide messenger RNA. The record is from RefSeq and is a predicted model, not a curated record. Lineage: Eukaryota; Fungi; Ascomycota; Sordariomycetes; Glomerellales; Glomerellaceae.
AUGUUCGUUUGCAAUGGCCAGUCGCCCUGCCCCACGCUGUACGCUGAGGAGGGUGACAUUGUUGAGUUGACGGUCAAGAGCGAUGUCUAUGCCCAGUCAUCCAUUCAUUGGUCUGGAAUCGGCCACAAAGCAACCGGCAGCUGGAAUGACGGUACGGCCGGAAUUUCUCAGUUCCCGAUCCUUCCUCGUGGCAACUUUACCAGUGUUAUCGAUACGACGGGCUCGUGGGGUCUGAACUGGUACGCCGAGCACACAACCGCGGCCUCCGCUGAUGGUCUUUACGGAAUGGUCUACGUAGCACCCAGCCCAUCAAGACCACGACCGUACAGGUUGAUCACAAAUGAUGAAAUCGAGCUGCGAAAGAUCAUGGAGGCGGAGAAGGAGGUCCGCCACAUCGCGAUUAAGAACCACCAACACCGCGAUACUGGCUGGAAGAUGCUGCGUAUGAAGGCCGAAGGUUCAGAGUUUUACUGUUACGAUUCGAUCCUUGUCAAUGGCAAGGGUCGUGUUCAUUGCCGUCAGCCCGGCUUCGAGCAGUUGAAUGGCCGUGAUCUCGACGAAACAGGCUGCGCACAGCCAGCCGGGUUGCCGCAGGAGACUUGCACCCCCAGUCAAGCAGACUAUGAGGUCAUCGAGACAGAGGGGCGACCGUACAUCAUGUUGAACCUAAUCAACAUCGGUUUCGAGCACUCCGUCGUCGCGUCUAUUGUGGGCGAAACCAGCACAGAACGCUCAGAAUGGGAAAAGUGGUGUUGUUGGUUGAAGAACUAA